CUCUGCUCUUCAGCAACUCUUGUCCUUCCACACUAGCUACACAGAUUUCCUUGCGCUGGAGAGAGCACUCCACGACUGCACGCCGCCAUGAAUCUCUUCCGGUUACUAGGGGAUCUAUCCCACCUUCUCUCCAUCCUAAUUCUUUUACACAAAAUGAAGUCGUCGAGCAGCGCGUCCGGGAUCUCGUUCAAAUCCCAAUUUCUCUAUCUCACCGUCUACGUCACGCGCUACAUCGACCUUCUCUGGACCUUUUAUGAGUCGAAGUCGCUCUACAACACUGUCUUCAAAAUCAUCUUUAUCAGCACAUCUGCGUACACCGUCUACCUAAUGCUCAACGACUACAAACCGACCCACGACCCUAACUUAGACACGUUCAAAGUGCAAUACCUAAUAGGGGCAAGCGCUGUGUUGGCGAUUCUGUUCCCCUAUAAAUAUACUUUCUCAGAGAUCUUAUGGGCAUUUUCUAUCUGGCUUGAAGCGGUGGCUAUUCUGCCGCAGCUCUUCAUGCUCCAGCGGACUGGAGAAGCCGAAACCAUCACCACUCACUAUCUUUUCGCGCUUGGCGCAUAUAGGGCGCUGUAUAUUCCCAAUUGGAUCUACCGGUACUUCAUGGAAGUGCCACGUUUCUGGGAUCCGAUUGCGGUGAUUGCGGGAAUUGUGCAGACGAUUCUAUAUUCGGACUUCUUCUGGAUCUACUACACCAAGGUCAUCCAGGGCAAGAAAUUCAACCUACCGGUUUAAGUAUCUCAACCUGCGACUAAACCUCCGUUUACCGAAGCCCUAGGCUUUGGCCUAAUUGCCGCUUACCUUCUUGUAUCAUAGAUCUGGGAUCGGAACUAUCGUGGGCCCCGGUUCGGGUGCCAGGUUACAACGGCGUUCUUGUGGUAUGGCCUGCUAUUCGCAUUAGAAUAAGGAGCAGAUUAACAUACGUGAUUUUGAGGAGGAUGGCUAGUGUCGGAUUGGCGGUCUCCAGGGGAAAAGUCUGGUUGGAUGGAUAUACCAAGAAUGGAGUUCCUGUAUCAUCACUAGGCAAUGCGAGGGAAUUUCGCAAGAUAAUGUGU
Molecule: messenger RNA, 1061 nt
Organism: Lindgomyces ingoldianus
Lineage: Eukaryota; Fungi; Ascomycota; Dothideomycetes; Pleosporales; Lindgomycetaceae
Product: ER lumen protein retaining receptor 2
Exons: 5
Coding region: 154-741 (195 amino acids)
Biological process (GO): protein retention in ER lumen; endoplasmic reticulum to Golgi vesicle-mediated transport
Cellular component (GO): endoplasmic reticulum; cis-Golgi network; membrane
Molecular function (GO): ER lumen protein retrieval receptor activity
Source: RefSeq, a predicted model, not a curated record